UUGGCGCGAAAAUUACCUCGACAAAAUUAGGGUUUAUGAAAAUCUCAACAGCUCUGAGGAAAUUUCAUUGAUCAGAGAUGGUGAAUUCAGCGGAGCAGAUCGAUGAAAUCAAAGCCCUUUUAGUAUCAGAAAGCAAGGCAUUGGCUUACUCCAAGCUACUGCACUUGCAAGAAGUCUCGGCCGUCGAUUCGUCUGCCGUUGGGACACUCGUCGGUUUGUCUCGCGCCAUCAUUACCUCUGCCGUUUGUGAUAUCUCUGAUAGCGAUGAAGAAAUUGCUGCUCAGGCGUUGAAGUGCUUGGGUUUCAUGAUUUACCACCCUGAUAUUGUAGCUUCAGUUGGAGGUGAUGAUGUCGAAUUAAUAAUUGCGGCACUGCUAAAGGUCAUUACAGAAACUAAAACCAAGUCUGUUUGCAAUUUAGGGGUGUGGUGUAUAUCAAUCCAACAGUUCAGUCCUUCAUUGUUGGAUAAACAUUUUGAGUCUUUGAUACUGGCAGUUAACCAUGCCCUUGAUAACCCAUUUGGAUCACUUUCAGUGACAUUUGAGGCGAUGCAGGCCGUGGUGAAGUUGGCUAGUUCAUUAACUGAGAACAUGAGAAAUAUGUCUAGCGUGUGGCUUCCACCAAUUUACAGAAGGCUAGUCAGUGUCAAUAAAAGGGACAGAGAUAUGUCAGAGAGAUGUUUGCUGAAGAUUAUGCAUUUAAUAUGUCCUCCACCAACUACUCUCUCCAAGGCAGUUGCCGUGGACAUGAAAAAGAAAUUACUCUUAGCUAUGAAGGGGCUAUUGGAUCAAGGGAUGAAGAUUGAAAGUUUGCGAGCAUGGGGGUGGUUUAUUCGCCUGCUUGGAACAUAUGCAAUGAAAAACAAGCACUUGAUAAAUGAAAUGCUAAAAAAUCUGGAGCAGACAUUCUCUGAGUUUGACCCCCAAGUUCAAAUUGCCUCAUUGGUAGCCUGGGAAGGCCUUAUUGAUGCUACAGUUGAUCCUGGAGUUCAAUUGUUUGGGCUGUCCGAGAGUACCACCACUUGCAAUGAAGCUGGCAAAAACUUGAAAAGAAUUAAGCUUAUAAUGGCACCUCUUGUAGGAAUAAUCUCAAGUAAAUGUGAUGUGUCUGUCCAUAUAUCAUGCAUAAGCACAUGGUCUUAUUUACUACAUAAGCUUGGAUCGUGUGUUAGCUGUCCGUUAGUGAUCAGUAUGGUUUGGCAGCCCAUUAUCAAAGCAGUCUUUCAAGUUGGAUUUGAUAAUAAGAACAUCUGGUUAUGGAAUUUUUGUUUGGAUCUCUUCAAUAAUCUUAUAUUAGAGAGAAAUCAAGGAGCUGUUAGAAAGUUGCUUCACCAGGAAAUAAAUCAAUUAUCCUUUGAAAAUACUAUAGAUGGUAAUCUGGCAUCUAGGAAGCACACAUUGAAGAGUCAUGAGAUAAGCUAUUCUUCUUGGAACCUACGUCAGCUGGACUUCUUCUUGAGCAUGAUAUCUCUUCUUGUAAAAAAGUCAAAUACAUCUGUUGCACCUGAAUUUAGGAAAUUGGCAAAUGAAGCUGCACUAAGGCUAUUUGGAUCUCUUAUGGAAACAGUUCAAAGAACUCUUCAGCAUGAUAAUAUUACUUAUGAUGAUAUUAUGCAAUGUCUGAAUGCUAUAUUUGGGUUCUUGGGGAGCACAUGCGAGAAUAUGGCUUCAGAAGAUCAUACCUACUAUUAUAAUCUUCACAUAAGCCUUGAGUUUCUGAAAGUGGCAACAGAGGCACUAUCAACCUCCAUUCUGGGAUCUCCUCUCUAUAAAGUGGGCUUUGAGAUUAAGAACAUUAAAACUGUAGAAUAUGCUGCUGAAAUUAGAUGCCCAACAGUAUCAGAUACCGAUUGUGUCGAGAACUUUGAUGGCAGGGUUCUUCCUGUAGUGCAUUUGUGUGCUCUCUAUUUCUCUGUAGUUUUAAAGUCAUCUUCGAGGAUACAUGAAUAUGAAUCUCAAUUGCAGCAGAUGCAAGGGUAUUUGAAGUUUGUAUUAUCUUCAUACAAUCCUCAGGAUGUUCUUCAUGCUUUUUUGUGUUCUCUGUACGAGAAUACGGUCCCUGAUAGCAUACAGAUGUGGAUAGUUAUGGUUAACUGUCUUCAGGAAUGCUUCAGUGCAAUAAAUGAUCAAUCGAUACUAUUGAUGGAGGCAAGUAAUGCUUAUUACCAUCUUGUAUUGCGUCUCCUGUUAUAUCCAUUCGCUUCAUGGCCAUUAUGUCAGACCAAACUUGAGCUUCAGAUUGUUGCUGAAGCAUGGAAUCUGCUUUAUGUAUCUGUUGAUCAAGUGCUACAAUCUGUUCAUUGCCCAGUCAAGAGCUUCCCGGAGGAUCUUUGUGCAUCACUGAACAGAUGCAUUGAUCAAUUUCUCACAACAGCUGAUACUCUAGCUGAGCUGCAGCUUACAAAGAAAAUGUAUUAUGGCAGAUUCGCUCUACUCUGUGGAAAUGCCAUUAUAUGCAUCCUGAAACAACUUCCGAGGCGGAUAAGCUCUAAUGGAAUGCCUUACAUUGAUUUUUCUGGCCAAAAAUCCCGAAUCACCAACAGCUUGGAGUUAGCAGCUCGGUUUAUGAAGCUGUUCUGGGAGAAUAAGGAAAUAACUGAAGGAUCUCAUCUCUCAAUGGCAUCUAGAUUUUUAUCAGCAUCAGUCAACUUUGUUGAAUGCCUUCACCAGAAGGAAGAUGUUCUUAUGUUGGUUGAGAGUACAUCAACACCAUUGCUUUCAUGGCUAUCAGAAAUGCAACUUCUUGAUGAGAAUGCAAACCAUCAGCUUCACUUACUAUGGGAUCAAAUGCUUAAAGCUUUGCAGAGAAGUGAGCCAUCCCCUAACUUCGAUUCCUCAUUUCUCGGCCUCUUACAGCCUCUGCUCGAAGCCACUCUCGACCACCCAAAUCCGAGCAUUUCUGAGAUGACUGUAAAAUUCUGGAAUUCAACCUUUGGGUCGACACACCAUAAGUUAGACUUUUCUGAGAAGCUACUUCCAUUGCUGGACAAGCUAUACAGAAAUGGUAAAAUAAAAAUCUGCAACCGAAACCACUCUACAGCGGACACCUUAAUCAGCUCCCGGUACAACAUUACCUCUCUAAGGAAGUGCUCAAAAAGAGUGGAAAUCAUCGACAAUCCUUUGAGCAGACACAAUAAGUCGAGCAAGGUGAGUUUGAGUGCAAAAAGAAAAUGCCCGGAACUUACGGAACACCAGAAAGAAGUGAGACGAGCGCAGCAAGGAAGAACAAGGGAUUGCAACGGGCGGGGACCAGGAAUACGGACCUACACGAGCGCCGAUUUCUCCCAAGACAACGAAGAAUCGCAAGACAGCCCACAUUAUGUUAGGAUAUGCUGAUUGUCUCGGUAAGUUUGCUGACCGUUGAGCUACAUUGGCUUUUCGAUUCUUCUUCGGCUGAGAUUGCAGAAGUGGAGUUAUGUUUGGGCUGCGGGGAUUGUCGAAUUGCAGCAGCCGAUGCGUCGGUUUUCGAUUCGAACCGGAGGUGUGAAAACUGUUGCUAACAAUGGCACAGUUGUAGUUGGAGAAGUAUGCAUUGAGCAAAAUUUGUAAAGGCGGGAGUUGGUUGUGUUUUUGGUUUCUUUGAGGAUGUCUUUAGCAUAUUUAAUAAGUACUUAUUACUACAGUUUUGAAUGUAAUAUUUUAAAUUAAAAAUAUUUUAUUGAAUGGAGAUAAAUGUAUUUUUAUUUUCUAUG
Molecule: messenger RNA, 3691 nt
Organism: Andrographis paniculata
Lineage: Eukaryota; Viridiplantae; Streptophyta; Magnoliopsida; Lamiales; Acanthaceae
Exons: 10
Coding region: 78-3335 (1085 amino acids)
Biological process (GO): telomere maintenance
Cellular component (GO): nucleus
Source: RefSeq, a predicted model, not a curated record